Molecule: messenger RNA, 2528 nt
Organism: Prinia subflava (tawny-flanked prinia)
Lineage: Eukaryota; Metazoa; Chordata; Aves; Passeriformes; Cisticolidae
Gene: SLC24A1
Product: solute carrier family 24 member 1
Exons: 11
Coding region: 409-2388 (659 amino acids)
Biological process (GO): intracellular calcium ion homeostasis; calcium ion transmembrane transport
Cellular component (GO): plasma membrane
Molecular function (GO): calcium, potassium:sodium antiporter activity; calcium channel activity
Source: RefSeq, a predicted model, not a curated record
CGGGAAGGGCCGCGCCUCACGCAGCCCGGGAGGGCGCACACCGCGCGGGAAGCGGGAAUGGGGGAUGUCCGUGCUGGGGGAGUGUGGUGCCCACAGAAAAUGUGACCACAAAUGACCGCUAUGUGUGGAGAAGGGACUCUGCCAGCAGAGGAGACAUCCUGAAAAUGGGAUCAUUUUCAGCUGCCUCUCUCUGCAACAGCAUCUCUCAUCUGGCUGUUAAGUACCAAAGAAGCUUCCAGCACUACACACAACCCCUGGAGCUCCCCUUCCUCCUGGACAGACCUUUGGAAGGAUUCCCCAUUUUGUGCUGUGCAGUUCCACGCCUGAUGUUCCAGAUCAGCCAACUGCUGAGCAAGUGAAGUCUUCAGUGGCUUCUGGACACAGUUCUGAGUUUUGAACCCUUAGGAAAUGCAUUUGCCACGGAGGAGGCGGCUACGGAGGAACCGAAUCCUUUUCUUGCUUGCCAUAGUGUUGGUCCUCUCUUUCUACCAGCUCCAGUUCAGCCCCUCUGCCCUUCCAGCAUCACACAGAGCCCCCCAACCCAUGGACCCUGCCAAAGUGACCUCCAGGGACCUCCCCAGCAACAAGACUGCUGUAAGAGGCAAUGCCACAGCACCCCAAAUAAAGCACUGUAUCUAUGUGGAUCCUGAGCCAGCUGUGCCCACGUCAGUGGCUACACCACCACAGCAAGAAAAUGCCAGUGAAAGCUCCCCAGAUGAAAAACCACCCUAUGAGUCCAAAGGAGAAUAUCCCCAGGACCUGUUCAGUGUGGAAGAACGCAGGCAAGGGUGGGUUGUACUUCACAUCUUUGGCAUGAUGUAUGUGUUUGUGGCCUUGGCCAUAGUGUGUGAUGAGUAUUUUGUCCCCGCUUUGGGAGUGAUCACUGAGAAGCUGCAGAUCUCCGAAGACGUGGCUGGAGCCACCUUCAUGGCAGCAGGUGGAUCAGCACCAGAACUCUUCACCUCCCUCAUAGGUGUCUUCAUCUCACACAGCAAUGUUGGCAUCGGGACCAUUGUGGGCUCAGCAGUGUUUAAUAUCCUCUUUGUCAUUGGCACCUGUGCCCUCUUCUCAAGGCAGAUACUCCACCUGACAUGGUGGCCCUUAUUUAGAGACAUCUCAUUCUACAUUGUUGACUUACUGAUGCUCAUCCUGUUUUUCCUAGACAGUGUCAUUGAUUGGUGGGAAAGCCUCCUUUUACUGACUGCCUAUGCCACAUACGUGUUCACCAUGAAACACAACGUGUUCCUAGAGCAAUGGGUGAAGCAGGAGCUGAUAAAGAAGCUAAAUGCUGUGCAGGCAGCAUCAGCAGAGCAUAUACAGAAGACAAGCACAAGGGCAGCUGUAGAUGAUGGAACAGUGAAGCCACCAGAAGUGAAGAAGCUGCAGCCCGGGCCAACCCUGCAGCGGGGCAGCAGCUCGGCCUCCCUGCACAACUCCCAGAUGCGCGGCACCAUCGUCCAGCUCAUGAUCCACACCCUGGACCCCCUGGCAGAAGCAAAGUUUAAAGACAGGGUUGACUUUCUGAGCAACAUGGCCAAGGCCAAGGCUGAGACCCUGGAAGGACAAGGCUCCCAGCCAGAAGGGGAAAAGAAAGCACCAAGCACCGUCCAGGUAACUCCUGGCACUGACUCUGAGCCCAGCAAAGACACAGAGAAGGCAGACGUGCCCCAGGAUGGACAGCCCCCGUCAAGCAGUGACACAUCAGACGACAGCAGCUCUGACACCCAGGAGGACAGUGAUGGUGACAGCACAGAGGGUGACGAAAACGAUGAGCCCUUAUCUCUGGAAUGGCCAGAAUCAAGGACAAAACAAGCAAUUUACCUUUUCCUCUUUCCCAUUGUCUUCCCUCUCUGGAGCACUCUGCCUGACGUCAGAAACCCAGAGUCCAAAAAAUUCUUUGUCAUCACAUUUUUUGGAUCCAUCCUCUGGAUUGCUGUGUUCUCUUAUCUCAUGGUGUGGUGGGCUCACCAGGUUGGUGAAACAAUUGGGAUUUCAGAGGAAAUUAUGGGGUUAACCAUACUGGCAGCAGGCACAUCCAUCCCUGACCUCAUCACCAGUGUCAUCGUGGCCCGGAAGGGCUUGGGGGACAUGGCUGUGUCCAGCUCCGUGGGCAGCAACAUCUUCGACAUCACUGUGGGCCUGCCAGUUCCCUGGUUCCUUUUUUCCAUCUUCAAUGGCCUCAGCCCCGUGGCAGUCAGCAGCAAUGGUUUGUUUUGUGCAAUUGUUCUCCUUUUCCUCAUGCUCCUGUUUGUGAUUCUCUCCAUUGCUGUCUGUAAAUGGAAAAUGAACAAACUACUGGGGCUCACCAUGUUUGCUCUUUACUUCGUGUUUCUGAUCAUCAGUGUGAUGUUAGAGGACAAGAUAAUUUCCUGCCCAGUAUCUGUAUGACAUGUGGACACUUCAACAUGUGUGAGGAUCCAGCAACAUGGAAAGGGGGUUGAGGUAGCAGUUGUUGUACUGAAAAAAAGCAACCAGAAUUGUAACAAACUUACUGAAAAUAAGAUACCUUUAACAUGCUAAAAAAUAAA